Helicoverpa armigera (cotton bollworm) is the source of this 2084-nucleotide messenger RNA. Its product is annotated as lipopolysaccharide-induced tumor necrosis factor-alpha factor homolog. Gene Ontology annotation, molecular function: zinc ion binding. Bases 201 to 545 code for a protein of 114 amino acids. NCBI's taxonomy places the organism in Eukaryota, Metazoa, Arthropoda, Insecta, Lepidoptera, Noctuidae. The transcript has 3 exons. The record is from RefSeq and is a predicted model, not a curated record.
ACCAGCUGCCUCAUUAAGUCCGCGAUAUCGAACGAAAUCAUACAUUUUUUGUGUAUCUUGAAAUAUCUGUGAUUUUCAUAUUUAUAACUAUUGCUGAACUUUUAAAAUAGCGGCUCUAAAGUGUGACUGAUUGUGACGAUCGUAUUAUUUUGUUUUGUUCAACAUUAUUGUUGUUUAAUAUUUCUGUGAGCUCUGCCAAAAUGAGUUACCCAGCAAACCCACCUCCGUACUCGGCCACGGAACCAGUCCAAGUGAUUCAGCUUCAGCCCAUAGCAGUGCGCCCUGAUCUGGGAUCCACGACGGUCAUAGUAGGCCAACCACCCCUAGAUUCUGUACCUUCUUUAGUGGUCUGCAGAUCUUGUCAUUACCAAGUAUUGACCACUGCGAGAGCCAGGCCGACGUCUCAGACACAUCUUUGGGCACUCUGCCUUCUUGUUUUUGGUUGCUGGCCUUGCAUAUGGAUACCUUACUGCACACCGUCCUGCAUGAGAGUCGACCACUACUGUCCGAACUGCAACGCGUACCUCGGCAAAUACCCUAACUAAAACAAGAGCUUAUUUUUCAAUAGAUGUUUCUAUGGAAAUCUUAGGAUUAUUACCAUAAUAUCAUGUGAUAUUACACAACUUAAGGAAAGUACAAAAAUUUUCUUCACUUUACCCAAUUGUCAUUCUUGCGUAUAAAUGAGUAUUCGCACAAUCCAGACUAAACAGUAGGCCGAUAGUUAAUCCAAUAGUUGGAAAAAAAACUUGGAAUCAAUCACAGUUUUUCAUUGGACUGAUACUUACUGGCCAAAACCUGACCUAUUUAUUGUGCAUCCUAAAAUUCAUCUUUAUGAUUUAUAAGCUUAAACAAUCGGCCGACUAAAAGUUUGUAGUGUGCUUUUGCAUAUCUCGCUAUGUAAAAAUGCUGCAUGAUUGAGCUAAUAUGAAGUGCCUUAGCUGGUCCAUUCUCAAACGUGUGUAACAGUUUGCAUUUGCAUUCACUUUGUUGAAUAUUGAACUUUAUAUUGAUAAGCAUAAGGCACAGAUUACCAAAGCAAGAUAGGUUACAGUGGCUGCACGAUUCUAAGUGGGCCGUUUUUGUUAAGAAGGGGAUAAAUCUAAAAGCCUUUUUUCAGGUGUUUUUUUAUCAAACAUGUGAUACUAUCUUAUCGAUAAUUACUUACGUUGGUAUUGAUAGUUGUGUAUAACAAAGAAAAUAUGUAUUUUUAAUUACAUUAAAAUAUUCUGUCUCUAUAAAUAGCGUAAUCUUAAUGAUCUUAAGAUAAAUACAAUGUAUAAAAUGUAAAUAAAUUAAUGUAUGAAAUAUUGUCAAAAAAUUAUCCACAUAUUUUAAGUAGGUUACUAUGUUUGCAAAAAAUAGUAGUUUCAAUUGAACAAUGAACAUAUAUAUACAAGUUCUCUUACUAUUUAAAUAAAUAUUUCACUUUUAAUUCAAGUUAAUGUUUGACGUUUUGACAGCUUUGAUAUGGAAGUAUGUCAUUCCUCAGUUAGAAGUUUACUGAUGGUAGCAAACUGUGAUUUCAUGUAACAAUAUCGAAAUAUUGUGCAAUCUAGUUUGAAAUGUAAUACGAUAACGCUAUAGAUAAAACUUUAAUUUGUGUACAUACAAUAUUUUGUCUACUCAUUUUCCUUCAAUUUAUUGCUUUUGGGAAUUUUAUGAAAAUUCUUAGUAUCUAAUGUAUAGAUUUGGCGACUACUUAAAGAUAAGUAGUUUAUUCACUGUACAUUGUUCGUACCAUGGAAUUGUAAUACGCAGGAAAAUAAAUGGAUAAUUUUCUAUUUAUUGAUUAUAUUUCUAACACGAAAUUAUUUAUAGUACCUAUUUUUUGUAAGUAAACAGGAAAACUAGUUUACCAAACAAUCCUGGACUUCAAAAAGUUUACUUAAAGAAGAAAAUAAUUACUUGAUUAUUAUUCAUGUACCUAUUUAUUUAUAUAGUUUUAAACGUUUUUGUACAUAGUAUUAAUGGUUAAAAGGUGGAAAGGGACAUAAAGAUACAUAGUAUUUACCAAGGCUCUCUGCUUUUAUUUAUUUUUUUGUAAAUAAGAAAAUAAAUUAGUAUCAGUAAACGUUUUUAAUUAA